AUGAGAUCCAAAUUCUUUUCAAUGAUGCUAUCUCUAUUGAUAGUUUUCAUAUCAUUUAAUUGUAUAAAUGCACAAUUUCAAGCACAAGAAUUGUCUUCAAUAUAUUGGAUAAGAGCACAAUACGGUUUGGAAUAUAUUCCUCAAACAGAGACUGCAAUUUGUUCAAGUAUGGUAUUCUUUUGUGAAAUGGGGACUGAUAAUUUUAAUCAUAUUGUUUCAAUAAAUGUGAAUAAUAUUAUAUAUACAGAUGCGGGAGCUACACCAUCCUUGACAGAAUUUUCAUUUCCAGCACUUACUGAAUUGAAAAUCAAUGUUAAAGGUAUAACUCAAGUUUAUGAUCCAAUGUUAAAUAUUUUAAAUUUGAUAAAGAAUAUUCCACUCUUGACGUUGGUCGAAAUUACUGGUGAUCAGUUUUCAUCUAUUCCUUUGGAUUUUCCAACUGGUUGUCCUUUAUUCGUAAAUCUUCAAUCCAACCUUACAACGAUCCAAAUAUCCUCGACACCAAUCAACUCAAUUACCAUUGACCAAAGUACAUUCCUUCCAAUGCUCAAGAUACUCUCUAUUAGUAUAAUUUGUAAUUUGCCUCAAACCUAUACUAUUACAGCUGCAUCUUUUCCUAUUUUAUCGGAUCUAUCCUUUAUUGGAAGUGGAGGUGAUCAACAGGUAAACAUUAUGGUUGAAGCACCAGUACUCUAUCUAACAUCAUACAUUUCCGACAAGACGGUAGUUGGUUAUAUCAAUCCGACUAUUUCCCAUCCAGAGGUAGUCAAAGGAUUAAAAUAUGGUGGAGGGUCAAACUAUGCCAUCUCACCAAGCGAUUUAAGUUUAUACACUAAUUUAGAGGGCAUGCAAAUUGUUUAUAGUGGACUAACUACAUUCCCAGUUACACCUUAUCCUAAAGUACUUGAUUUUUAUAUUACCCACAGUAAUUUACAAUCUUUACCAAAUGUACCUAUCCCCUCAAAUGCAAGAGAAUUGAUAUGUUUUAACUUUGCUUUUGUUUUAAUUUCAAGCUCAUUCAUAAACAACCAGAUGACUGGUAAUCUUCCAACCAAUUUAUUGGAUAAUUCACCAACCAAGGUAAAGAUUGUUGUAUCACUAAAUCCAGGUAUUACUGGAACUAUGGGACAAGAGUAUUGCUACAUUCAGGGUAUUUUCCUUGACGGCACAGCUAUUUCUUCGAUUCCAGAUUGUUACUGGUGCUAUCCAAACGGCCGACAAAUUAUUUUCGGUACUGAUCUUCCCGAACCCUCCACUCCGAAUUGUACUGUCACCAUUAAUAGCUUGGAUAUAGUUUCAAUCAAUGGUGGCUAUUCAAUUGAAGGUGAUAAUAUUGGUUGGGGUCGAGGUUUGCAACAUUUCGUUAGUUUUGGUUCGUUACCGAAUAAGCGUUUACUUUUUCAAGAUUUUGGCUAUACAUCGAAACCUUUUAAUUAUAAUUUAACACUUAUAUUGGCCGAAACUUUCACAUUUAAUGUUACAGAGGUCGGAUUCCAAUACUCAACGGUCAGUCUAAACAGUGAUACUCUAUUCAUGUUUGAAGUGACCAUUACUUUUCUCGCUUUCAAUCCAAGUUUUCUUCCAACCUUUCAUUUGGAUAGUACACAACAAGAGUGUAUUGUUUCAAAAGUAGACAUUGACCAAAAAGUUAUGAAAUGUAUUCUAGAGAACCCCCAACAAGGAUCACCCGUUUUAAUUAUGGAUAAUGGUUUCUCAACAAAUGAAGCCAUAAUAUAUCUUAUACAAAAACCUGUUAUAACUUCUUAUUCACUUGAACCUCCAACCUAUCCACCUACCACCUUGAAUUUAUAUGGAUAUUUUAGUACCUUGUCAUUCCCAAAUAAUACACAGGUUUAUGUCAAUUACACAAUUGAUUUGGAGGGAUUGAAUCCAUGUAAUGUCACUUUAGUCAGUCCAACCCAUAUUUCAUGCCUUUUCACUAAAGUUCCCAAACCUGGGCUCACAGACAUGGCUCUUGUGACCGAUAAUGGUUCUUUCUUGUCAUCAAUCAUGCCAUUUUUCCCUGCUCCAAUACCUACAGUAGACGACUGCAAAACUAAAACCAAUAAUUGUAAUGGUCAUGGUACAUGUACCAAUGGACAAUGUCUAUGUGAUCAAGGUUGGACAGAUUUUGAUUGUAAAAUUGAAACUAAAACUGCACCAGGAGUUAUAAUUCAACCAAAUUAUACAGAUCCAAAUGUUAAUUUUACAAGUGGAGAUUAUUCAUUUUCAUUUAGUAUGGUUUCAAUUCAAGAAUUGGAUUAUCAAAAUAAUUUAGUGAUGGAGUUGUUCACUGACAAGUGGAAUGUAACAUCAAAGGCCAAUGAAGAUUUAACAAGAAUAUCCUAUAUUCUAACGAGCCAAAAAAACAAAUCGGUCUAUGAUCCACUCAUUGUCAAUUCGGUCAUUGAAUUUUCAAACAAAUCAAGAUCCGUAGAGUUUGGUGGAGAAACGAUACAACUUGCUGAAGGAGCCAUAAAGAUUGCAGUCAAUAUCACCAAUUGGCCAUACCAAACACUCAUGUCAACGCUUCGUGUGGUUUUUUCAACUGUUGUCAACAAUAAUCAGGCAAUUAUCGGGUGUGGCGAUUCAUACAACCCAAUUGAUACAUUCCAACAAUCGGCCGACAAUGGUACCCUUCAAUACCUCAGAGUCGUAAAAGACAAUGUCCAAUUUUUUGGUAGAUUCCUAGACUACAUCGUUUCCGAUGGAAGAAAAACCUUUUCAAAGACUGAAAUUAUGAAUAUAACCAGUAUUGGUGAUCCAGCAGCCAACCAAUCACUGGCUCUCAUUGGCAUUCACACGCCCACAUGCCGAUCCUGUCUCAUCGACCCCGACUUUUCUGCCCUUCUAGUUGACCGUUCCAAUUAUGAUCCAACUGGCGCUUGUUCAGAACCAACCAAUAAUAGUAAUUGGAAGAUUAUUGUCGGUAUUGUAGCAGGUGUAGUUGGUGCAGUAGCAAUAGCAAUUGGAUCAUGGAUCUAUGUUAAAAAGACUAGAAAGUCUAAAAAGUUUAAUACAAUGAUGCAAAACAAAUUACAAGCAUUCUCUGAAUCAAAUAAAUAA
Messenger RNA from Cavenderia fasciculata, 3066 nucleotides. RefSeq lists its product as uncharacterized. The transcript has 11 exons. Lineage: Eukaryota; Evosea; Eumycetozoa; Acytosteliales; Cavenderiaceae. The coding region runs from base 1 to 3066 and encodes 1021 amino acids. The record is from RefSeq and is a predicted model, not a curated record.